Messenger RNA from Mercenaria mercenaria, 3056 nucleotides. Its product is annotated as glyoxylate reductase/hydroxypyruvate reductase-like. Gene Ontology annotation, molecular function: NAD binding; glyoxylate reductase (NADPH) activity; hydroxypyruvate reductase [NAD(P)H] activity. The coding region runs from base 400 to 1371 and encodes 323 amino acids. The transcript has 4 exons. The record is from RefSeq and is a predicted model, not a curated record. Gene Ontology annotation, cellular component: cytosol. Lineage: Eukaryota; Metazoa; Mollusca; Bivalvia; Venerida; Veneridae.
GCAAUUAACAUCCUGAAAAGAUAUCUAAAACAUUCUUACACUUAGACCGGUAUAAACGUACAAAAACGCAUAAAUACACCACUGUAAAAUUUACGUUAUGAGUUCAAGGUUCGGAAAUUCUUCUUGCCGGUUAAUCCACUGUGCUUACGGAGAGUUCGCUAAUAUCGAUCGAUUAAUUUAGCAAUGCGGAAAUAAUCUUGCACCAGUUAGUUUCAAGAGACGGUGUUAUUGUCACGUCUUAGAAAUUCGUGUGGUAUAUUUCAUCAUGGUCAACAGGAACUGAACUAUAUAAUAGAUUUUUAUUUACACUAUCGAUAUUAACGUUUAAAGAAAAACACACAACGUUUGCGCCUAUGUGAAUAAACAUCUUAUUCUCUCGAGAAAUAUUUCGAAAUUAACAUGUGUGUUCAAAGAAAAGUGUUCGUCACACGGAAGGUUCCGCAACCCGGAAUCGAACUUCUGGAAGGGGCUGGAUGUAAUGUGGAAUUAUGGGACAGCGAUGAAGCGAUUCCAAGGGAGGAGCUUAUACGGGGGAUAUCCGGUGCUCACGCCCUGUUCUGCAUGUUGACGGAUACGAUUGAUGGCAAGGUGCUGGAUGCUGCGGGACCAAAUUUACAAGUUGUAGCCACGAUGUCUGUAGGAUAUGAACACAUUGAUCUAGAAGCAUGUCGUGCACGAAAUAUUCGUGUUUGCAACACUCCUAACGUGUCCACAGACAGUGUGGCUGAGUUAACAGUGGCACUGCUGUUGCUCACUGCUCGGCGAUUACUAGAAGGGGUUCAGGCUGUUAAAGAUGGGCAAUGGGGGAAAUGGAAGCCUAUGUGGUUGUGUGGUAUGGAGCUUGCACAGAAAACAGUUGGAAUACUAGGACUCGGACGCAUAGGCUUUGGCGUUGCUAGGCGACUGAAGCCAUUCGGAGUCAAAAAAAUUGUGUACCACGAUGUCUGCAGAGUCGGCUACGCAGACGAUAUCGGGGCUAGUUUCGUAGAAUUUGAUAAACUCUUGAUUGAAUCAGAUGUUAUUUGCAUUUGUUGUAAUCUUACACCACAGACAAAACAAAGAUUCAAUAAAUCUGCUUUCAAAAAGAUGAAAAGGCACGCCAUAUUGGUAAACAGCGGAAGAGGCGGAGUGAUAAAACACGAUGAUCUGUUAGAAGCAUUAACUUCCGGAGAAAUUGCUGCGGCUGGACUGGACGUUACAGAACCAGAACCACUUCCGGCGGAUCACCCGCUUGUACAUCAACCGAAUUGUAUUGUUCUUCCGCACAUGGGAAGUAACACUUGGGACUCUAGAAAUAGUAUGUCGGAAACAACCGCCAAUAAUAUAUUAUCUGUAUUUAAUGACCAAACUGCCACUGGUUUGGUGCAGUAGAAAUUGCUUUAGAAUUGUUUUUACUUCCAUGGUAUUUUUGUAGUUAAUAUAAAAAAACAUACUGUUGUUUCUAAAACUAAUACGUUAUUCAUUUCCAGUAGUAUUGUUUCUAAUACUUAUACUAGAUUCGUCAAUUUAAGAAAAUGGACCCUAAAUAAAUUCCGCCAAUUUCCGUGUGAUUUCAUAGUUUUGUCGGGCUGGACGUGGAUUGACCUGAAUUAGCCACAUGACCUAUGUUUACUCAAACGUCAGUUAAUCAUGUUGUCUAUUUCAACUAUCUAGUACUCUUGCCCCUAAUUGAUUCGUCCCAGGUUAAAAAUUUAAUAACGAAGGCUAAUAAGGUCACCAGGGCAUUCCCCCUCUUUCGUCCCCAACCCCUUCUAUUGAAAUAUGACCUUAAAAAUAUUUAUAGUCAAACUGUUUAAUAAAAAAUAUACUUAUUAAGUAGUAAACAAUGUUCACUUGCUUACUGUUUUAGAAAUACCGUGUCAUGUGAAAAUUUGUAAUAGCCUAAUUCAUUUAUAUUUCUGUAUAAUGACAUGUUUCAUAAUAAGUGAGUUAAUAAGUUCUGUUCAACUUCUGUUCUGUUCGUAAAAAAAUAACGAAAAAUGCCGGAAUCGCAUUCGAAUACGUAAUUUGCCGAUUGUUAUUACAGGUCCACUAUCCUAAGAUGCGUCCACUCAAAGAAGUAUAAAAUACAUUUUUUAUAGCUCUUUGGUCCACUGGUAUGUUAUUCAUAAUUAAGAAUUGCCAAUUAAUAAAUAAAUUCGUCGAAAACGAUUGUUUUACACAAAAUUAUUAUAAUGCUGGUAAAUUUGCCAGCUUUAUAAUUUUGUUAUAUUCAAACAUCAUGCUGAUAUAGGCCUAAAAGGUAUACAUGUUAUAUAGCAUGUAUAUACUACGCUUUUCACUGGUAAGAGUUGCAGUCGCAAUCAAGAUAACGUGAUCUAAAAAUAGUUUACCUGUAACGCCCAAGUACAAUAGCUUUACAUGUCUGUGUAAAAUCUGUUUUACAGGUUAGAAACACGUAAUGAUAAAACCCACUGUCGCUCAAAACAUAAAUAUCACUGCAUCUUGACCGUGGGAAAAUGGAGUAAUACGAAACUUGCAUGGGGGCGACAGGUCCGAUUGAGUAAAGAAAUAUAAACACAUUAAACUUGCGUUGUAUGUUAUAAUGCUUUAAAUAAUACUUUACUUAAAUGUAUAAGAUAUAUUUAAAGUUAGAAGAUACAUAUAAAAUUUCUUGAUCACUAUAAAAAGAACUGCCCAAUUUCAAAAUUUGUAACAGCCCUUUUUACCCAUUGGAAUCGUCCAUAUACAAAAUAAAGCGUCGGCGAAAGGGGUUGUAUUUCUUUGUGCUUAUUACAAAAAUCGUAAUUAAUGGAGAAUAAGACAUCAUUUUCAAAGAAAUAUUUGUUUUCAUGUACAUGUUCAGAAUAUUACCGUUGUUCAUCAUCGUUGAAUUUAUGGGAAGUUGUUCUUUUCAAUUAAAAAUAAAUGCUUUACACCCCCUCAAAAUCUUGUAUUUACCCAAUUUUCCCACGGCCUUGUCGGGGAGCUGACAAUCAAAUUUAAUAACAUUACAGCAUAUAAGCAUUCCUGUUAAUAGAUCUAUGCUGACUAGUCUGGACUACAUAAUAAUCUACUCGACCUUUUGACGGCCCCGGAAAAAAAACUUCUCAAAA